UAGAUAAUAAAGAUAUGGAUAGGACAUAUUGGUCUUAUCAGCGGUCUUCGAGGGGAACAAUUGAGGCCAAAUAAAGUAUACCUAUAUUGAGUAUCGACUAUCAAUAUAAAGGAGCCUCAAUUGCCUUCCCCUCCGGGAACGCGGCCUCAAAUGUAUUUAACAUAGGCGUGGCCUAUCCAUAUCUUUAUUAUCUAUGUUAUUAUUAUUGUUAUUCGAAGUUUGUAGUUAGUACUGUUUGUGGGGCGUACAGCUUGGGCACCAGCCACCAACUAUAAGCACAGAUUACUGAUCAAUAGAACACUGUAUACAGCUGCUGGUGUGUAUACACUAUACGGUACAUUGAAUUAGUGUAUAGACAAGUAUACACAACGAGUGCCUUCAUUAAUACUCGUACGCGUUAUACUACGCUUGUGGUUUGUGUGGAUACAUUUUAGUGAACAGAGUUCAACAUUUUUCUGAAUACCUUCAUCAUCAACACAACAAUAUAUUGAAGUACACCGCUACACCUUUAGAAACCAUGGCAUCCUGGUUAUUUGGAGUUUCUAAACAAUCGGCUGAUCAGAUAGUUGAUACAAAAGACACACCACCUGUUCCAACUGCGGCUAAUCCAGAACCUGCGAAUACCUUACCUACAAUGCCUCAGUUACUAUAUGAUUUACAGCCAACAAAACCAAGUAUUCCAGAUUUAAAACCUACCAGUAUGCUGGACAGUAUACCAUUUGUUUUAUCAAGCCAAAUUAUCGCGACUACUAAAAACUAUAGUUAUAAUUUAGAUAAUACAAAAAAACAAUUAUUAUCCAUAAAAAAAUUGCUUGAGUCAGAUGCGUACAAUUAUGAUUUUUCCAAUGAUAAAAGACUGCAUUCCAAAAUGGCGAGCAAUGAACAUAAAAACGAUAAUAAUACUGUAUUGUUGAAUAGUAGUGAUAAUCGUUGGUUUCAUUGCAUUUGUUUUAACAUUUUUCACUAGACAUGACCAACAUUUGAUUGUUAUAUCAUCGGCUUAGAAUAAAAAUUCACUCAAAUAUAUUAAUUAAAUAUUUAAUAUUAGAAAAUAAUAAUAAAAGUAAAAACUUCCCACCGAUUUAAUCAUUGGUAUAUUUUACCUCAGGAGUCGCCAACCAGUCGAUCUUAUUAUAAAUUAAUUAUUCUAAUAUAGUAAUAUCUGUAUAUGAUCACCUGCGUAAUCUUAACACACCUUUAUGCUUUAUAUUAUACAAAGUAAGGUAUUUUAUUAGCGAAGAAAAACUUACAAUUUUCCAUUGGAGAAAUAAUGAAAGAACAAUAUUAUUAUGCUGCAUGUAAUGAUAUAAUUGGUCACCAGAUGCUUUAAAAAUGUAAUGUGACUACUUUUUAAAGGUUGGCGGCCCCUGUUUUACAUUUAAUAUUUAAUUGGAUAGUCUAUAUAAUGGAUAUAAUGUAUUAUUCUAUAUAAAUAAUGAUUAAUGAGUAAGGCUCGGAAGUUGAUGCAUUUUACGUAUUUCUUUGGAACUUUUUAGAUCAUGCUUUAACUUGCUAAAAAUGUGUUUUGAUACCUUGUAAAACUGAAAAACUAAUAUUUUGCAUUUUUGUCUUUUUUUUUACUUUUUAAAUAAUUUUUAAUCAUUUACCACUAGUUAGUCGAAAGAAAAAAUAACGAGUUUAUUAAAAACCCAAUAUUAAAUUAAAUCUCAUUCCUUAUCAAAUAAUAUUUAAGAACUAACCUUUAAUAAUAAACCCAAUAGCUUUGCUUAUCUUAUCAUUUCCCAUUUACAGAUCCCAGCCUUUGAAAUUCCUAAAUUAGUAUCCGAUUUUAUAUCUUUGAUUAUAGUUAUUGUUGCCAUCUUUUUAUAAGUAAUGAAUAUACAUUUUAAUAUUUUGUUUAUUUUUAAAUUUUUUUUCAAAAUGUCAACUAGUUCUCUUUGCGUGCCCAUUUUGA
Molecule: messenger RNA, 1915 nt
Organism: Myzus persicae (green peach aphid)
Lineage: Eukaryota; Metazoa; Arthropoda; Insecta; Hemiptera; Aphididae
Exons: 4
Coding region: 518-967 (149 amino acids)
Source: RefSeq, a predicted model, not a curated record